Molecule: messenger RNA, 1199 nt
Organism: Melanaphis sacchari
Lineage: Eukaryota; Metazoa; Arthropoda; Insecta; Hemiptera; Aphididae
Product: cathepsin B-like cysteine proteinase 4
Exons: 6
Coding region: 139-1152 (337 amino acids)
Cellular component (GO): lysosome
Molecular function (GO): cysteine-type endopeptidase activity
Source: RefSeq, a predicted model, not a curated record
UCAUUGUGAAAAAGUUAUAACAUCAUCGGGUGUAAUAUUUAAUGCCGAUAUAUCAUUUGUACCUAGUGAAAUUCGAUCACUUUAUACUUGACAAUUGAACUUGUGCAAUACAAAUUUAAACAGUCGCACUUAUUGAUAAUGUUUGUUGGUUACGAUCGGAUUAUUAUAGGUUUUAUUUUAUGUUUUAAUAUUAUUAGCUGUACACCUUUGUUUAAAGUUAAUCAUAUCAUACAAAUAGUGAAUAGCAUUCCAAAACACUCAUGGAAGGCUGGAAUAAAUUUCUAUCCAAGUUUUUUGACUAACGUUUCACAUCUCAUGGGAGUUCUACCAUUGAAUAAACUAAGUGAAAAUGAUAUUCUCCUUACAAACGAUUUAUCCAUUGAUUUUGAACCUUUGCCGGAGAGUUACGAUGUCACACAAACAUGGUCUGAAUGUAAAUCGGUUGUUUCAAUCAAAGACCAAUCAAACUGCGGAUCUUGUUGGGCCCUAUCAACCGCUUCUGCGUUUGGUGAUCGUCUAUGUAUCGCCACAAACAUGAAUUAUAAUAGAGUCUUAUCUGGUGAGUAUAUAAAUUCGUGUUGCAAUGGAAAAUGUGGUAACGGAUGUAACGGUGGAUAUCCAGAAAAAGCAUGGAAAUUCAUAAAGAAAAAUGGAUUAUGCACAGGAGGUGAAUACAAUUCUAAUGAGGGAUGUCAGCCAUAUAGUAUAUUUCCUUGUCCAAUAAAUACGAAUUACUGCUCAAAGAAAAAUGAAGAAACUCCCCAAUGUUAUAAAAAUCAGUGUACCAAUUCUUACUAUGAGAUUCCAUUAUCAUCAGAUCUGUACUAUGCUACUAAAGUGUAUUCUGUUAGACCAAAACCGGAAAUAAUUAUGAAUGAUAUAUAUAAAAAUGGACCUGUUGUUGCUGCAAUGAAAGUCUAUGAAGAUUUCAUACACUAUAAAGGAGGAAUAUAUCAGUAUACGACCGGCGAAUUAAAAGGUGAUCACGCUGUUAAAAUAAUGGGAUGGGGUCAAGACGACGGAAUAGAUUACUGGCUAUGUGCUAAUACAUGGGGUACUUCUUGGGGCAUGGGAGGAAUGUUUAAAAUCCGACGAGGCAGAAAUGAAUGCGGAAUUGAAAGUCGUAUAACUGGUGGAUUACCGAAAAUAUAAAAACGUAAUAAGAUGAUUGAAUAAUAAUAAAUAAUUAUUGUUUAUAA